Messenger RNA from Arabidopsis lyrata subsp. lyrata, 1849 nucleotides. Its product is annotated as transcription factor MYB12. The record is from RefSeq and is a predicted model, not a curated record. Lineage: Eukaryota; Viridiplantae; Streptophyta; Magnoliopsida; Brassicales; Brassicaceae. The transcript is spliced from 3 exons. The coding region runs from base 401 to 1504 and encodes 367 amino acids.
AAAAAUAUCUAAUGUGUUAAAAAAGUGAUGUCAAUGAUCUCGGCACACACUAGAAUUAGUGUCUACGAGAACCACGACGAGCCUGCACGGACCGAUCACGAGUCUCUCGACGGUGAAUAAGCCACGACUUCAGUCUCCUUAUAACCCAACGUGGCCCUUCUUACACCGCACACGUGUCAUCAUCUCCUUCUUCCUCAAACCCGCGAGCUCUUUAAUCCUCUUUUAAUUAAUUAAUUGUAUGUCUAUCGUCUUCCCCUAUAUAUACCUAAAUCAGUCGCUUUUUGCUUCUGCUGUCUGUCACUCAGUAACUUCUCUUUCUCACUUACACACUCUCUCUCUCUCUCUUUCCGUUGCUUGACUUUGUGGUCAGCGUAAUAAAUACAUAUAACCGCCGUAUAAAAUGGGAAGAGCGCCGUGUUGCGAGAAGGUCGGUAUUAAGAGAGGGCGGUGGACGGCGGAGGAGGACCAGAUUCUCUCCAACUACAUUCAAUCCAACGGCGAAGGAUCUUGGAGAUCUCUCCCCAAAAAUGCCGGAUUAAAAAGGUGUGGAAAGAGCUGUAGGUUGAGAUGGAUAAACUAUCUUAGAUCCGACCUCAAGCGUGGGAACAUAACUCCAGAAGAAGAAGAACUUGUUGUUAAAUUGCAUUCCACUUUGGGAAACAGGUGGUCACUAAUUGCUGGUCAUCUUCCAGGGAGAACAGACAACGAAAUAAAAAAUUAUUGGAACUCUCAUCUCAGCCGUAAACUCCACAACUUUAUUAGGCAGCCGUCCAUCUCUCAAGACGUCUCCGCCGUAAUCAUGAACGCUUCUUCAGCGCCACCGCAGCCGCAGGCAAAACGCAGACUCGGGAGAACAAGUAGAUCCGCCAUGAAACCAAAAAUCCACAGAACAAAAACUCGAAAAACAAAGAAAACAUCUGCACCGCCGGAGCCUAACGCCGACGUGGCGGUGGCUGAGGAAGGAGCAUUAAUGGUGGAGUUAAGUGGAGCCGAGGCUGAGCUAGGACCAUGUGACUACUAUGGAGAUGAUUGUAAUAAAAAUCUCAUGAGCAUUAAUGGCGAUAAUGGAGUUUUAACGUUUGAUGAUGACAUCAUCGAUCUUUUGUUGGACGAGUCAGAUCCUGGCGACUUGUACACAACGUGCGGUGGUGAUGGGGAGUUGAAUAACAUGCGAGACUCUGAAGGAGCCAGAGGGUUCUCGGAGACUUCGAACCAAGGGAAUCUCGACUGUCUUCUUCAGUCGUGUCCAUCGGUGGAGUCGUUUCUCAACUGUGACCACCAAGUUAACGAUGCGUCAACGGAUGAGUUUAUCGAUUGGGAUUGUGUUUGGCAAGAAGGUAGUGAUAAUAAUAUUUGGCAUGAGAAAGAGGGUCCCGACUCAAUGGUGUCGUGGCUUUUGGACGGUGAUGAUGAGGCCACGAUCGGGAAAAGUAAUUGUCAGAACUUCGGAGAACCGUUGGAUCAUGACGACGAAAACGCUUUGGUCGCUUGGCUUCUGUCUUGAUGAUAUUGAUUGAUCCGUUAAGUAAUCUUUUUUUUUUUGUGUAUUCACAGUUUGAAUCUAUUCCACGUCGCAUCAUAUCUUCAACUUAUGUGCGUAUGCCCUUCUCUUCGUUGUUUGGUUUAUUUUGGAAAGUUUAGGAUCUAAAUAUUAGUCCAUUAGUUAGAAUUAUAUGUAUAAUGCAAUAAAACUCAUGGGAUGCUUGUAUUAGAAGGUUAAAAUAUUGCAUUCGUUGUUUUAGUUGAAGAAUUCAAUUAAUCUGGUAUUUUUGUUUGUAACGUAUUUACUAUUGUCAUGUAAUCUAAUAAAGAAGGUACGAAAUGUAGGUGAACAUUUGUUUGGGUUGUA